UAAGCACUAAAGUUGCAAGAAGAAGAAGAACAUGUAUUGUUUGUAUUUUUCAUGAUUCGAGUCGAUUUGAGCACAAGUUCUUAAAAAUAUUUACAUACAAACUCGAAAUGAUAAUUUUGUUCGUUCUUAACUUCUCAUUGUAAUUUUUUUAUGAUUAACAUCGGAUCCCGUAUGUUGUGUUUCAUGUUGACAUCACAUCUGUUAACCAAAUCUUUCAAAUGUGACAGCUCCGUCGCAAAUGAACAUUAACAUCCCCAAUUUUAUAAAACACAGCAAAACAAUGCCCGAUUAUAGUGAAACAAUGUGCCGUGUCUGUUUGCAAGACUAUCGUGAAGAUUUCGAAAGUGUUUAUGUCGAUCAUGAAACAAAAUCCGAACUAUCCCCUACAGGGCUCCUGUACGAGGAGCUGUUUCAAUUGACGAUUCACAAUAAUUCAAAUCAUCCGCAACUUUUAUGCAAUUACUGCAGUUUACAAAUGAAACUGUUUCACAAGUUCAAAACAAAAGCAUUGGAAUCACACGCAAAAUUCACUCAAACCGAAAACAAAGAGUCCGUCAUGGUCAUCACUUAUUCAUAUGAACAAAAAGCUAAUGAACUUGAUGAAAAAGACAUUAAGAUCAAGUCUGAAUAUGAUUCCGUUGACAUAGAAGAAUCUGAAGUAGAUACUAGUGUGGAUGUAAUACCAUUCGAUGUAAAAGGUUUAUAUGAAAACGAAGAGGAGGAUCCCGAAGAGAGGGAAAUAGAAAGUGAAUUUGAAGAUGUACAGUAUUUAGAUGAUAUUGAAUCAGGUGACCCUACAAGAUUGGAAAUUGGAGCAGCCCACGAAUCAGUCGAUGAUGAAUAUAAGAAAUCAGAACUACGGAUAUCAACUGGUGCUUAUCCUUGCAAAAACUGCGAUAUGGCAUUCACGAAGAAAAGUGAAUUGAUUAAACAUAGAAGUGAGCAACAUAAACGUACGAAAUUCCUCUGUACUUUGUGCCCGAAAAAGUUUUUUCUUGAGGAACUCCUUGAUGUUCAUAUGAGAACACAUUACGGCCUAGCAGCUUAUGAAUGUGCUCAAUGCAAUAAAUCAUUUAAACAUAAAGCACUGUACGCCGUCCAUCUUCAAGGCCAUAGAAACGAAAGAAAUCUUCAGUGCCACUUAUGCGGUAAAAGGUUUUUAACAAAAGCCGAUUUGAAAAUUCACAUACGAGUACAUAAUGACGAGAGGCCUUACGAGUGCAAUAUGUGCGGCAAACGAUUUCGUGUUCAUUCUCACAUGGCUUAUCAUCGGUUUUCACAUUUUGGUAAGAAAUUCGAAUGUCCUGUUUGUAGGAGAAAGUACACUUCACCAGGUACCCUGAAAACACAUAUCCAAUGCGUUCAUGAGAAAACGAUGCGAUAUGAGUGUUCCAUAUGCAACAAAUUUUUCACUAGGAAGUACUAUUUAAAUGUAAUAUCCUGUGCUUCCUUCAAGUUAGUAUGAAAGCUAUGAAAUAUCUUCCAUUCUUACAGAGGCACAUUGAAAAUCAUUCUAAGGAUAGAAAUAAAGACGAAAUCGAACAAAAUACAUCUGCUGGUUGACUCUAGCGUUCUCUAAGAAAAGGAUGUCGUUCGCUUUUUAUAUAAAUUAUGUUUUCUUCU
Hermetia illucens (black soldier fly) is the source of this 1623-nucleotide messenger RNA. Its product is annotated as zinc finger protein OZF-like. Gene Ontology annotation, cellular component: nucleus. NCBI's taxonomy places the organism in Eukaryota, Metazoa, Arthropoda, Insecta, Diptera, Stratiomyidae. Bases 239 to 1465 code for a protein of 408 amino acids. Gene Ontology annotation, molecular function: RNA polymerase II cis-regulatory region sequence-specific DNA binding; zinc ion binding; DNA-binding transcription factor activity, RNA polymerase II-specific. Gene Ontology annotation, biological process: regulation of transcription by RNA polymerase II. The record is from RefSeq and is a predicted model, not a curated record. The transcript has 5 exons.